GGGCUGCUCAGUAAACAAAGAUGGCGCCGCGGGUACCAGAAGAGAUUGAUGUCUUCACGGCUCCUCACUCCCGCAUGAAGGAGCUGGUCAACAUCUACACUCACAAGAUGCAGUGCGUUGACUUUCGUGAUGGAUCAGAAGUGAUCUCCCUUCUGCAGGACCUCACUAACACACUCUAUGAAUUCAAGUCUCAUGAAUCCAUCGAGAACAUUUUUAUAAUGGACCAACUCAAGAAUAGGCUGAAGCAGCGGAAAAUAUUCAACACCGCCGUGUGUGACUGUCACAACGACAACAGACUUGGGAAUGUGGUGCAACUUGUGCGUACGGGGAAGCAGGUGCGGGAGCGCAGCGUUGGGGAGCGUGUCAGCUUUGGCCUGAAACUUCAGCAGGCUUUUGAGGACUUUGUUCGCAACUUUUUGCCACACAUGGAGGAAGAAGAGCAAGUUUUUCAGCCUCUACUGGUAGAAUAUUUUGAUUAUGACGAGUUGAAAAUUCUGAAGGAAGCCGUGUUGAAGGAGCACGAGUUAGUUAAAGAGCGCCAGUCGUACGAGAAGGCACACAAGGAGGAACCGGAAAUUAGCGACAUAGUUAAGGACCUGCGGGACUUGGACUGGGAUCUGUGCUCCCUUGAGGAAUCAUUCAAUGCUAAGGAGUACUGCGAGACGUCAGAGGCCGCCAUCACUGAACACGAACCGUGCACUCACGGUUAUGACGGACACAUACACGCAUACACCUUGCCUGACCUUCGGUGCGGUAACUCGCCAGAUGUGUUUACGUUUGACACCAACUACUUGGAGAAAUCGGAUAGCUGUUCCGUGCCGACGCCCGAGGACGUGCAAGUGUCGAGCUUACCGGUUGAGGUUCUGGUGGAGAUAUUCCAGUACUUGACUCCUCCAGAGUUGGGCAGGUGUGCCCAAGUGUGCUCGGCUUGGAAUGUUGCGGCCUUUUCUCCCUCGCUGUGGAAGGCCCUCUACCCAGUCCAGUGGGCUAGAGGCAUUUGGAAGGCUGAAGAUGUUGGGCUGAGCCAGGCUUUAGAGGAUGCUGCGCUGAGCAAGAAAGGUCGGGAAGGUCUCGGCAAGUGGGACGAGGAUGCUGACGUUGACGAGGCCGAGGAGGAGAGAGACCCGCUUGCUGAUCAAGAACACUUUGUUCUCGAAAGUUUAGUGCAGUGGGUGUUGCCUCGUGUGGGAGUGGGCGUGUACACCCUGGUGGUGGAUGCCGGCCACGGUGUUACGUCACGCCUGCUGCACCAGGCGCUCCUGCUGUGUCCCAACCUCACAACGCUCUCUGCUGCUCACACCCAAAUUGACUACUGUUCCUUUAAAGGAUUGUGGCUCAAGGGAUGUUUGCAGAAACUUCGGGUUUUAGAUCUACAAGGUUGUGAAAUGAUUGAUGAUCUUGCAUUAGAAUACUUGGCACAGUGUUCAAGUCAGUAUCCCGAGGCCGACACACUACACUGUCAUUCAAAUGACUUCAGUCAGUAUGUUGAGAUGCCUGAAGACGUCCAUUAUAAUGAAGAUGCCUAUAGUGAGGAGGAGUGGCCUCUGAAGGGUGACAGGGAACCGUACCAGUACUAUGGCUACUGUAGGUGUUGGUGUGCUCACGUCGACACGUCACCGCUAGCUGGUGUAGAGACGGACCUCUUCUGGAAAACUGGUUACUGUGUGGAUAAUCCAUGUCACAGUGUAAGCCAGCACAUUAAUACCAGUGUACUAGAGGAGGGAGAGGAGGAGUAUCACAUUCAAAAUAAUUCCGUGAGCAACAGAUGCUCUCUGCCUUCAGAAACAACGGCAGUAUCUAAUUUUUCGGCUCUUCACGUUGAAAGGGACAUUGAGGAGAUUUGUUGCUGUCCUAGGAAUGGUGCAUCUUGGGGUAUUAUGCCUGCACCUUUGUCGUGUAGGAAUCAAACCUAUCAAUCUUCUAGGUCCACUCAUUCCCUCAAGCCCAUAUCAAAUAAUUAUUCACAAGUGCAACUUGCACGUCUGAGUUUAUCUGGCUGCUGGCGGGUUACGGACGAAGGUCUUAUGUCGUUGGUGUACGCCGGAGUCCUCAAUAACCUAAGUAGUGUUGAUGUUAGUGGUUGCUAUCAACUGACAGGGGAAGGGCUAGAAAUAUUUACCAGUGCUUGUCCCAUUCUCCAGCCUGAAAAUCUCUGGUAUUGUGAUAACAUAGAUGAUGGUCCCUACCCUACACAAGCAAACGGUUGCUCUAACUUGUGCAACCCGGUGAGAGCAUGCUGCCGUAGUGGCAGGUAAGUUCCAGAUAGAAUUGUUUUAUGAGUGACAACACUAUAUUGUUUGUGAUAUUUUACAAAAAGUUUAUUUUUGACAUAUACAUACAGCUGUGAUGAUGUAAAGACAGAUGAUAUACAGUACAUGUACACUUAUCUUGGGAAUACAGUGGGUGGUAGUAGGUCGUGUACAAAAUUAUGCUGUUGAUACUCAUCAAUGAUGAACUUAAAAAGCAUUACGUUCAGUCGUUGGCAAGGGAACUUUCUUUUUCAUCACUGGUGUGUGUACAACCAGUGUGGCUACUCCUAGUGUGGCUACCACAAGUGUGGCUACCACUAAUGUGGCUACCACAAGUGUGGCUACCACCAGUGUGGCUACCACUACUAGUGCAGACAAGUCACAUAUGCACACAGCAGGAUAAAAAAUCAGCUUGAAGUUGGGUUGCAGUAAUUUGCAGUUGUACCAUGUGAUGGAGCUUUGCAAUCGCCCUUUUGUUCUGUAUUACGUGCUGUGUUGAAUAUAGUUCAGGUCCUCUGUUCAUCAUUACGAACUUUACAUCAAGAGCUCCUUACUGUUAGUAGAACUUUGCCCGCACUAAAAAAGCACAUUACAAUGGUUCCCCGGUUAACAAAUUUAAUCCAUUCCGGUACCGAGCUUGUCAUGUGACACACUCGUCUUGCGAAACAAAAACAAGACUGUCGUCGGAGGCGUCCGAGAACCAGCGGGAACGCUAGGAAGCACCAUGUGGUUUUCUCGUUAAACUGAACGGAAGCUCAUCAAUCGAGACAAAUUUUCUGCGAGUGGCUCGCUCAUUACCUGAAAUGCUCGUAGAUGGAGCUACUCGUCACACGAGGUAUAUCUGUAUACAUAUUAAAUCAUUCAUAUACAGUUGUACACACUGAUGAGAGAGCUUGGCAAGAUUAAGACCAAUGAAAAAAUAUUGAAGCUGUACGAAGGGAUCUAACCCUCGUGCCUGAACUCCUCGGAUACAUUAUAUGCAUUCUUGUAAUUUCAUUUUAUAUUAAGAGUAAUUUUUGGUUCUAAAAAUGAAGGCUAAAUAUCUCAUUUUGAAGAGAGUGACAGGAAAGUCUUGGAUUCUGACUUUGUGAAUGCAUAUUGUGUCUUGAUGCAAAUACUCUUGGAGAAUGAAAGGUGUGUUCCAUAAAGCCUGGUCGGGAGAGUAACAUAACCCCUUGGAUGAUGGAAUCAUGUUGGUGAGUGUGUAUUAAAAGCAAUAAACUGUUCUAGGACAAGAAAUUGAUCCGUUAGGUGUUGCAUUUCUUGUAAUCCCUGAAUGGCAAAGCCCAUUAAAAGUGCUAAAUUGAGGUGCACAUGUCUGAAAUGACAGACGUUAACAAAUUAAAUGCAAAAAUGUACCUGUCAAUUGGAGCAGUGU
Messenger RNA from Procambarus clarkii (red swamp crayfish), 3627 nucleotides. RefSeq names its product F-box/LRR-repeat protein 5. Gene Ontology annotation, biological process: intracellular iron ion homeostasis. NCBI's taxonomy places the organism in Eukaryota, Metazoa, Arthropoda, Malacostraca, Decapoda, Cambaridae. The record is from RefSeq and is a predicted model, not a curated record. Gene Ontology annotation, cellular component: cytoplasm. Gene Ontology annotation, molecular function: protein binding.